Acinonyx jubatus (cheetah) is the source of this 4210-nucleotide messenger RNA. RefSeq names its product collagen type XXVI alpha 1 chain (gene COL26A1). Gene Ontology annotation, molecular function: protein binding. Lineage: Eukaryota; Metazoa; Chordata; Mammalia; Carnivora; Felidae. The transcript is spliced from 14 exons. The record is from RefSeq and is a predicted model, not a curated record. The coding region runs from base 657 to 1877 and encodes 406 amino acids.
GGGGCCGCGGCGCUUGGGGCGGGCCGCGCGAAGGGCUAGUUGAUGGGCUCCCGCCUCCGGCCUGGCGGCUGCGUCUUCGGGCCACAGGUGGGCGUGCAAGGCUACCAGGAGGGUGGAAGGGAAGCGAAAGACUCGCAUCCAGAUUCGCUUCUGAGCCGAGAGGACUGCAGAGCUCGCACGUCCCGCCUCUCUCUUUAUAGGGAGGGAACUGACUGCACGUCCUGAUGUGUGUUCCUCCCUGGGACCCCACGAACUCAGGCUGGCCAUGUAGCUGGUGAGCUGGGGUUGGGACCAGGCCUUCCGACGCCUUUAUCACUCUGGCAUGAUACUGCCCACAUUGUGAUCACGGCCCUGGCCCAAUCUAGAAAAGGUCCGAGAAAAAACGAGUCUCUGGUCUCUGAACGGAUUCACCAACUCACCGGCCUUUGGGUGAUCUGGGAGAAAGCAGGACUAUGGCGGGCGUUGUUCAGUGUCAGUGCAGAUGUCUGGACGCCCUGCUGCAAAGUUCAGUCAUUAGAUGAGCCUUAAAUUGCGGAGCCGGUCCAGAAUUUCAGGUGCCUUGGAGAGGGGAGUGGAGGACGAAGAGAAGAGUGAAUUACUGAAGGCCGGACCUGGAAAGAUCUUCAGAGACAACCAAUACACUUUUCACUUUACAAAUGAAGACACUGGGAAGGACCAGAGAGGGGAGUUUUCUGCAGGUCAUCAGCAAGCACUGGUGCCAUCACACGGUGACGCGGACGGUGUCCUGCCAGGUGCAGAAUGGCUCCGAGACCGUGGUCCAGCGCGUGUACCAGAGCUGCCGGUGGCCCGGGCCCUGUGCCAACCUUGUGAGUUACAGGACUCUGAUCAGACCCACAUACAAAGUGUCCUACCGCACGGUGACGGUGCUGGAGUGGAGAUGCUGUCCUGGCUUCACCGGGAGCAACUGUGAUGAGGAAUGCAUGAACUGUACCCGGCUCAGCGACAUGAGUGAGAGGCUAACCACGCUGGAGGCCAAGGUUCUCCUGCUGCAGGCGGCAGAGCAGCCCGCAGGCCCGGGCAAUGACCUGCCGGCCCCCCAGAGCACCCCACCACCCUGGAACGAGGACUUCCUCCCUGACGCCAUCCCCCUCGCCCACCCAGGGCCCCGAAGGAGAAGGCCCACGGGCCCCGCCGGGCCCCCGGGGCAGACGGGACCGCCAGGGCCUGCAGGUCCCCCAGGCUCCAAAGGUGACCGGGGCCAGGCAGGAGAGAAGGGCCCAGCAGGGCCUCCCGGCCUCUUGGGGCCGCCAGGACCCCGCGGGCUUCCUGGAGAGAUGGGACGCCCGGGCCCCCCUGGCCCCCCCGGCCCAGCAGGCAGCCCAGGCUUCCCUCCGAACGGCCCCCAGGGUGUCCUCUACUCCCUGCAGUCGCCGACAGACAAGGACGAUGGACACUCACAGCUGGCCUCUGCUGCCGUGGACACCGUGCUGGCCGGCGUCCCAGGGCCCCGGGGCCCCCCUGGCCCUCCAGGUCCUCCUGGCCCACACGGUCCCCCAGGACCGCCAGGUGUACCUGGAUCCCAGGGCCUGGCCGGAGAGCGGAGCAUGAUGGGACCGGCUGGCGAGCCCGGCGGGAAGGGACAAGAAGAGGAGAAGGCGGCUGCAGAGAGUGAGGGGGUGCAGCAGCUGCGGGAGGCCCUGAAGAUCCUGGCAGAGAGGGUCCUCAUCCUGGAGCACAUGAUCGGGAUCCAUGAUCCCCUCGCCUCCCCCGAGGGGGGCUCCGGCCAAGAUGCUGCCCUGAGAGCCAGCCUCAAGAUGAAGCGUGGGGGCUCCCCGCCGGCCGACGGUCCCCUCGCCGCCCUGCUCGGCCCCGACCCUGGGCAGAGGAGCGCUGGCCAGGCCAGCGGCGGGAAGUAAGAGGCCAGCUCUCCAGGACAAGCCCUGCCGGAGACCCAGGUCCGAGCCCUGCGUGGCCACCGGCUUCUGAAGACACCACGUGGUGGGACUGGGCUCCAGGCACCGAGGAUCCUGAGGGACGCUGGCUCCCGGGGCCUGGGGGCCUUGGGGACAGAUGGCAACUGCAGAGGCAGGGUCCAGAGGGCCCCGGCACCCUUGGCGGGGCCCUUUCCUGGUCCCUGCCCUCCCCCGCCCUCACUUUCUGCAGGAGACGGGCUCUGGGUGGGCUGGGCGGGGCACGAGAAUAAUCAUAAUACUCAUCAUUCACUGAGUCUGGGCCUGCCUGAGGGGCUUUCCCUACAUUGUCUCAUUUAACCCUUAGGAGGCAGGCUUGCUACCCCACUUUCCACGGGAGGACGGAGGCUCGGCCAGUGUAAAUAACGUGCCAAGGCCACGGGACCAGGGACAGCGAGGGCAGGAUUUGAACCCAGGCCUCUCGGUUCCUUAACUCGGGACCCCGCCAGCUUCCUGUCUUCACAGAGAAACUCAGGGCAGGCGUGGGGCUGUGGGGAGGCUGGCCCGGCCCGCAGGGAAGGCAGGCAGGGUCCCGGGCCUCCUUCCUCAGCCUCCCCGUCCCUGGGCUUGGGGUCUGCUCCAGGGUCUGGCGGCGGCUGCUCUCAGAGGCCAGGGAGACCCUGAAUAAGCCCGUGACGCUCACACGGACUUGGGGACAGUGAGAGAGGGGCACUGGGGGUGCAGGGGCCUUCAAACCAAACUGGCAGUCGCCCACCGCUGCCUCCCAGUCUCUCUGAGCCCACCCAGUCCAGCCCAGCAGGCCCUCCUGCCCCCGAGCCGAGAGGAGGCAGUAUUUCCCGGGAACGUGCACCUGAGGAGGCCGUCACUUGCAGCCCUGCCCUCUCUGGGAACCUGUAGGGUUGGCCAUUUCCAGAUCGCACAGCAAGUCUAACGAGCCUUUGACAAUCUAGAGGAAGGACAGCUGAGUCCCAGGCCCCAUCAGGAGAGACACUGCCCGCUGAGGGCUGUGGGCCCGGGGAAGGGAACUCAGUAGGUGGCCGGGGCCCGGGACCCCAGAGCAGCUCAGACCGCAGCCCUUAAGGCCUCUCGGGCCCUGGGUCCCCUGUGACCUGGACCAGCCCUGCUUCUCCUCUCUUGCCGGGCCGAGACCCAAAGAUCGUGGUGCCACCCCAGGGCCUGUGUCCCCUCAGGGCAGGAGCCAUCUGUCCCCAGCGUCCUUGGUGCUCCCGGGAGGUUGUGGCCUGGUCCCGCAGGCCCCGGUAACCUCUUCUUGCCCUCAAGGUCCCGAUGGCCCCUUGUGAGGCAGAACUGGCCUGGGGGCCCAAGUGUGGCAGUCAGAGGCAGCGGGCAGUCUGGAACGCUGUGACAAUAAAGGUGCUCUCCCCACUGGGGGUCUGGUGUCCUGUGGUGGCAGCUGGGCGAGGCCUGGUGAGCCGGGCCACGGUGGCGCAGGCCGUCCCCGGAAGAUGCGUAUGUCGUGACCCUGUGGCUGGAUGUGGGGACAGGCGACUCCUGGCCCGUGCCACACACACGCGGCUGUGGGGCCGCAGCGGCACAACGGGGGGUCUUCGGGGGCCAACGGGAGGGGGCUACACAGGAAAGGGACCUGGCAGGCAGGCGCACGGCACCCGCAGAGACCAGGAGGGGCGAAGGAGGGCGGCUCGUCGCUGACCGCUUGUGCACCCACAUCUUGUGCACAGAGCAUAUGCGCGGGUGCAGGAAGCCUGGCCGGGCAGAGGCGUGAGCGCUUCCCCUGCAGGGCUGAGCCCCUUUUCUUCCUCCAGGCCACCCUCCCAGCUCACUGAAGCCCCCCACCUUGCCCUGAGCAACCCCCGUUGCUGGGUGAAGCCUCAUCUGGGGACCAGUGUGCCCCCUGGGGUGACCACGGGACUGAGUGCCAUCUACCCCCUGGUGAGACAGACCAGAGGGCAGCUCCCUCUCCCAGACCAGGGGUGGAGAUGGGGCUCGGAGGGAGACUAUCCACCUGGCCCAGGACACCAACAUGUGCAGCCCCACGGCCCUCAGCUCAGGGUCUCUGUGGGCCUCUCCCUCUGAGUGUCUCAAGGACAGACCACUUCCCCGCUGACCCCGGCAUUCUUAGACCAGGGGGCUGCCACAUUUGAGGGUGUGGACUGAGCACGGGCCCGCAGGGUGGAUCUCCACACGUGCACAGGUGGGGGUUCAGAGGGCUGGGGACCUCCCUGGGCCCUCACGUUCUAGUCAGAGCCCCGAGUGACCUUCCCUUCCCAGUCUUUGUAAAGGAGGAGACUUAACAUAUAAGUUUUAAAUAAUUAGAUUCAUGGGAUGCCUUCAUGGGU